CUCAACGGUCGCCUCGGCAACCAGGCAGCCCUGAGGGUCUCAAGCGCGGUCCACGGUUGCCCCGGCAACUGCGCCACGCGCCGCCCGUUCCAGCCCCAGGCCCCGCCCAGAGGCCGUGCGUCAGUGCGUCGUCUCUAUGGUGGCGGCGGAUUCGGAGGGACCUGAAGAUCGCCCGUCAGGCAAGACAGACUUGGGGGUGAAGGCGGAGGGGGUUGCAGGUGUGACCUCUGACCUUGGCGUGGAUUUGCAGGAUGUACCUCCGCGAGCGCCCCAUCCCACUUCGCGGCUCUGCCGCCGCCCUGUCUAACAACCUCAGUGUGCUGCAGCUUCCAGCCCGUGAUCUCACGCAUUUUGGAGUGGUUCAUGGACCGAGCGCCCAGAUUCUCAGCGCUGCCUCUGAGGGUGUGCCCUUGGCCCAGCGCCAGCUCCAAAUCAAAGUGGGCGCUGGAGUGAACCCCCCACUUAUCACUCAGGUCCACUGGUGCGUCCUCCCUUUCAGAGUACUGCUGGUUCUCACCUCACAUCGAAGGAUACAGAUGUACGAGGCUGAUGGCUCCGUCAUGGUCUAUUGGCAUGCCUUGGAUUCAGGAGACACGUCUUCAGCACAGGCCAUGUUUGCCCGAGGGAUCGCUGCCAGCGUUCACUUCAUCUGUGUGGGAACAUGGUCCGGCCGAGUACUGGUGUUUGACAUCCCUGCUAAGGGUCCCAACAUUGUACUUAACGAGGAGCUGGCGGGGCACCAGACACCAAUCACAGACAUUGCCACUGAGCAUGCCCAGGGACAGGAUGGUGUUGCUGACAUGGUGACAGCUGAUGACUCAGGUGUUCUCUGUGUCUGGAGGUCAGGAACUGUGUUCACAUUACUGACCCGAAUACCAGGAUUCGGGGUCCCGUGCCCCUCUGUGCAGCUGUGGCAGGGGAUUGUAGCCGCGGGGUAUGGCGAUGGGCAAGUGCGUCUCUAUGAUGCCACUACUGGAGCGCUCCACGUCCAGAUCAGUGCCCAUGCCCGGACCGUCUGUGCCCUGGACCUAGCUCCAGAAGUGGGCAAGCUACUCUCUGCAGCUGAGGACACCUUUGUGCACAUCUGGAAGCUGAGCAGGAACGCAGAGAGCGGCUCCAUUGAGGUUGAACACUGCCACGGGGAAUGCAUUUCUGAUACCCAGGUGUGUGGGGCUCGGUUCUGUGACCCAUCAGGCAGCUCCUUUGCGGUGACAGGUUACGAGCUUGCUGAGAUCCUGAGGUUCAGCAGUGUCUGACAGAGGAGCAACCUUCCCUCCUCCCUUGGUAUUUAUAAAGUAUCCCUCCACCAAGCCCUUGUCUGAUCACUCGCUCUCGUGGCCACACUUCUAAACAACAAGCUCCCGGGAGGAGGGAGAGGCAGGCUCAGAGCGCGCAGAAGCCACU
Messenger RNA from Alexandromys fortis (reed vole), 1404 nucleotides. RefSeq names its product WD repeat domain 54 (gene Wdr54). The record is from RefSeq and is a predicted model, not a curated record. Gene Ontology annotation, molecular function: protein binding. Bases 252 to 1256 code for a protein of 334 amino acids. NCBI's taxonomy places the organism in Eukaryota, Metazoa, Chordata, Mammalia, Rodentia, Cricetidae. The transcript has 10 exons.